This is a messenger RNA of Triticum turgidum subsp. durum (durum wheat), 519 nucleotides long. The record is from the annotation of a GenBank genome assembly. Lineage: Eukaryota; Viridiplantae; Streptophyta; Magnoliopsida; Poales; Poaceae.
AUGGGGGCGUCCGAAUCUGUGCUGGAGACCUCCGUACACGAAUUCACCGUUAAGGAUUGCAACGGCAAGGAGGUGUGCCUGGACACGUACAAGGGGAAGGUCCUCCUCAUCGUCAACGUCGCCUCCAAAUGCGGGUUCACGGAGACUAAUUACACGCAGCUGACGGAGCUUUAUCAGAAGUACAGGGAGAAAGACUUUGAGAUAUUAGCAUUCCCCUGCAACCAGUUCUUGCGACAAGAGCCAGGCAGUGACCAGCAGAUCCAAGACUUUGCAUGCACAAGAUUCAAAGCUGAAUAUCCAGUUUUUCAGAAGGUGCGUGUAAAUGGCCCAGAUGCUGCGCCGCUUUACAAGUUUCUGAAAGCUAACAAACCUGGUUUGUUUGGUUCAAGAAUCAAGUGGAACUUUACCAAGUUUCUUGUUGACAAGAAUGGAAAAAAAGACAUCCAGAAGGCACUUGAGGAGGAACCCUCUGACUCGCAGACAAAAAAAGAGGAGGAAUCCUCCGACUCGCAGAAGUAG